Cuscuta campestris is the source of this 2664-nucleotide messenger RNA. The record is from the annotation of a GenBank genome assembly. NCBI's taxonomy places the organism in Eukaryota, Viridiplantae, Streptophyta, Magnoliopsida, Solanales, Convolvulaceae.
CUACAUCGGAAUUCUCUCUACAUAUGACCGGAAUACACGCCGGAGAGGGGCAACAGCCCCCUCCGCCCAAAAGCGUUAAUAUCCCUCGCCAGCAACAGGCUGGCACUCCUCAAGCCAAAAGCUUCCUGGCGGCAGUGACAUGCUGCAACAUCCCCAGCCAACAGAUAGAGCACGGAAGGCCAUGUGUUAGCUUCACGAAGGAAGAGGUGGAAAUCCUUGCUGAAAGAUUUAACAGAGCUCUGGUUGGUUCCUUCUUCCAUGGCAGACCUUCACUCCCUUUUAUCCGUUCUCACCUGGAAAAGAUAGGCUUCACAGACUUCUCAGUCACACUGCUAGAUGAAACCCAUGUGCUGCUUCAUUUCACCAAGGAUGAGGACUUCUUAAGGUGCUUCAAAAGAUAUGAAUGGAAACUUGGAUGCUUUGAAAUGAAGGUGUCAAAAUGGACACCAAAUUUUGAUCCCAGAGUCAGAUCCCAUAAAAACCAACUCAAAGAUGCUGAAACUAGCUUUGAUACCCUCCCAACACCUGAAAACAGAGAGACAAUGAAUGCUGUCAGAGCAAACCUAACCCUAGCAGCACAUGAUGAAUACCUAUACUGGAAACAGAAGGCAAACCUAAAAUGGGCAAAAGAAGGGGAUCUUAACACAGCUUUCUUCCACUCCAAAGUCAAAGAAAAAAGACACCAUCAAACCAUCAGGAAAAUCAAAAACCAGAGUGGGAACUGGUCAAGCAACCAGGUGGAAAUUCAGGAUAUCUUUCACAAGCACUUUAACGCCCUAUUUCAACAUGAACAAACCCCUCUCAAUAAUUCCUUCACCAUCAACAUCCCUUCCCUCAUAACCCCAGAGGAUAACCUCCUUCUUACCCAACUCCCCCUAGAAGAUGAAGUGAAAACAGCAGUCUGGGCUUUGAAAGCUGACAGUGCAGCAGGGCCAGAUGGCUACAAUGGAAACUUUUUCAAAAAGCACUGGAAUUGGAUAAAGGAGGAUGUCACUAAAGCAACACAAGAAUUCUUCCUUGGAAUCAAGAUGCCAAAACAGAUGGCACUAUCCACUAUUAUUCUCAUCCCCAAGAAAGAGAACCCAUCCUACUCUGAAGACUACAGACCCAUAUGUCUUUCCAAUUUUGCUGCAAAAAUCAUUCCCAAAAUCUUUGCAACAAGACUGGGUAACCUUCUUCCUAAGGUUAUCUCUCAGGAGCAGGGGGGUUUUGUCAAAGGGAGGUCCAUAAAUGAACAAGUACUUCUAGCCCAUGAGAUGCUGCAUGCAGCAGCGAUCAUCCGGCAGAGAAACGGAAAUUUCAUUGGAGCAUGGACAAAAAUUUCGCAGGGUGAAACAGACCCAGAAGAAGGUAUGGCGGACCAACGGAAGAGGAAAAAGGUUAGAGGUGCAGGGAAGUGCGAGAAGCUUUAUAAGAGGAGGAGGGAGGGUCACCCGCCUAUAGAGCUUGAGUGGGAGCGUGGGGAGCCUAUACGUGGUCCGUAUGUUUCGGAGUUUUCUGGGCUUGUAGGGUUUGAGGAUAUAUAUGUGAUACCUCCCGUUGGGGCCCGACAUGUUAUGACAGUUGCCGCGGAGAGACUUUGCGCUUUCCGGACAUAUUUACGAAAAGCCUAUUUGAAGGAAGGUGGGGAUCAUUACGGCAAGUAUCCCCCUAAUGAUUAUACCUUCGUAGAGCUUUUAGCGAGAAGAAUAGGAAUAUACAGAAGAAGAAUUCCUAUCCGCACUAUAUGGGCCGAGGUGGAUAUGCCAUGCUCCAGCGUGAGUUUGCCUCUGCUUCUCAGGCCACCACUUCUGUUGAUAUCGCUGGUUCGUCUAUCGAGACGAGUUCUCAGCUCAGACAGGAGGACUCUUAGUUGCGAGGUUCAGCUGAAGAAAGAGGUCGCAGCCGGUACCUUUGUGCCACAUGGGCACAAUGAUGUACUGACUAGAGCUUUAGGGACUGCCAAGCACCCAGGACGGACGAGGGGUGUUGGGUCAUAUUCGGGCUUACGUAAAGUUUUCAAAGGCAACAUGAAGCCUCGUAACUAUAUGACUGAGGAGGAUCUUUUGCAGCCUCUUCCUUCCCUUCUGCAGCAGUAUGGACUAUCUGUGUCCGGGAGUGCUCCAGAAGGGGCAUCCAUGUUGCAGCACACACCGUCUGUACCACCUCAUUAUGAGCAGCGUAGUAGCAAGGCGUCUACAAAUUAUGUUGACGUCGCCGGUGUCACUGAGGUUGCUCCUUGUUACUUGAGGAUCUCUGAUCUAGCAGAUUACAUAGUGGCACAUGGAUCGAUUUUCCCACGUGCACCGGGAGAUAUGGUGCACGGUGUUCCCCUCCUUCCCCACCAGGUUAAGGUCUCUGUGACCCUUGUGCUUCCUGGAAUGGGUGAAUAUACCAAUCCUUGUCCGACUGAGCAUAUGGAGACUGUGGCCGAUUGCGAGGGGAGCUUCGUUGCAUGGCCUAAGUCGUUGGUGGGCGUUGGAGAUCCUCUGGUGCAGACGGCUCGACAUGGCGACUUCUCAUCAAGCAAAUCUCGUCCCAUUCUUGGCAUACGUCCCACUGCUCCUAGUUCUCCCGUACAGGAUGUUGUUGACUAGAGAUCAUACGUCGCAUUCGGGCCGAGUACCGUUAUCCGAGGUAAGUUUGUUUUAGUGUUUUUGAAAGUAAUGAAAUGUAGGGUAAUGA